This is a messenger RNA of Oryctolagus cuniculus (rabbit), 4097 nucleotides long. RefSeq names its product HtrA serine peptidase 4 (gene HTRA4). Gene Ontology annotation, molecular function: serine-type endopeptidase activity; protein binding. NCBI's taxonomy places the organism in Eukaryota, Metazoa, Chordata, Mammalia, Lagomorpha, Leporidae. The record is from RefSeq and is a predicted model, not a curated record. Gene Ontology annotation, biological process: positive regulation of apoptotic process; proteolysis; programmed cell death. Gene Ontology annotation, cellular component: extracellular region.
CCGAGAAGUGGGUCCAUGCGCAGGCCAGCGCUGGGGACGUCCGUGUACUGCCUGGGGGUGGGCGCUGCCUCCGGGCCCCGGGGUGGGGGGUGGAUGGUACAGGGUGUGUUUCUGAGGAUCUCUGCCAAGGUCCGCCACUUAAAGCCUGGGACCUGGCAAAGGCGGCGUCCCAGCCCAGAGAAAGUAUUGCUCAUCCCAGAGCCACUUCGGGGCCAGAGUGAAGUAACUGGAAAAGUGGACGCAGGCAGAGAAGGGAGCAGGAUGCCCAGACCGCAGCGGCUGCCCGCUGGGCUCGGGCCACUCCUUUGGCUGGGGCUGCUGCUGCUGGGCCCCGGGCCUGUCCCCAGCGUCGAGGCGAGGAGGUCCAGGGCCUCGAUGCCCUGUCCCGCAACCUGCGAGCCGACGCGCUGCCCGCCACUGCCCACCUGCUCUGCGGGGAUCACUCCCGUGCUCGACCGCUGCCGCUGCUGCCGCGUCUGCGCCGCGGCUGAGGGCGAAGCGUGCGGCGGGCUGUGGGGCCGGCCGUGCGCCCUGGGGCUGCAGUGCCGCGCCGAGCGUGUCGGCGGCGCCUGGCAGGGCACCUGCGGCUGUCCGGCGGUGGGGGCGGCCAUGUGCGGCAGCGACGGGCGCACCUACCCGAGCCUGUGUGCGCUCCGUGCCGAGAACCGCGCCGCGCGCCUCCGGGGCGCACUGCCGGCGGUGCCCGUGCAGAAGGGGAGCUGCGGGGACCCAGGGACCGGAAGCGCAGGCCGGCUCCGGAGCAAGUACAACUUCAUCGCUGCGGUGGUGGAGAAGGUGGCGCCGGCUGUGGUUCACUUGCAGCUGUUCCGCAGGUCACCUCUGAGCAGCAAGGACAUUCCCGCGUCCAGUGGCUCCGGGUUCAUAGUGUCGGAGGACGGACUCAUUGUCACCAACGCUCACGUGCUCACUAACCAGCAGCGCAUCCAGGUGGAGCUCCAGAGUGGGGUCCAGUAUGAAGCCACUGUCAAGGACAUUGACCACAAAUUGGAUCUUGCCCUGAUUAAGAUCGAGCCAAAUACUGACCUUCCUGUACUGCUGCUAGGAAGAUCAUCUGACCUUCGGGCUGGAGAGUUUGUGGUGGCCUUGGGCAGCCCGUUUUCUCUGCAGGACACAGUGACUGCGGGAAUUGUCAGCACGACACAGCGAGGGGGCAAAGAGCUAGGGCUGAAGGAUUCGGACAUGGACUAUAUCCAGACCGAUGCCAUCAUUAACCACGGGAAUUCUGGUGGGCCUCUGGUGAACUUGGACGGGGAUGUGAUCGGCAUAAACACGCUGAAGGUGACCGCAGGCAUCUCCUUUGCAAUCCCCUCAGAUCGCAUCCGACAGUUCUUGGCCGACUACCACGAGCGCCAGUUGAAAGGAAAGUCUCUUUUACAGAAGAAAUACUUGGGUCUGAGGAUGCUGCCCCUCACUAUGAACCUUCUUCAGGAAAUGAAACGGCAAGAUCCAGAUUUCCCUGAUGUGAGUUCUGGGGUUCUAGUAUACGAAGUGAUUCAAGGAACAGCUGCUGAGAGCUCUGGGUUAAGAGACCACGAUGUGAUUGUCAGCAUAAACGGGCAACCUGUUACUACCACCACUGAUGUCAUCGAGGCUGUUAAGGACAAUGAUUCCCUUUCUGUCAUUGUUCAUCGAGGACGUGAAACCUUGUUGCUGAUGGUCACACCUGAAAUAAUCAAUUAAGUUUCUUGCUUUAAAGAGAGCUUAUCUCACAAAACCAAAGUUAUAUUAUCUGGUUUGUAUUGAAGAUGUGCCAAAGAUGGCAAAAGAUUUUAAAAUCUUUUGUAUAAAGAAAAAUGGAUGCUUUCACCACAUACAUGUCCAGAGAUCAUUAGCCUGGGGGUGCGGGUGCUGAGAAGCCUUAUUAAGCCAAGUGGAAGAAGGAUGUGGUGCCAGGAAGUCUGGGGAGCUGAUAAAAUUUUAUUCAAAGAAAAGAAAUAACUAAAAAAAAAAAAAAAGCACAGUUGCUAAUUUAACCUUGACAGAGGGAUACUUCAAUGUUUUUAAUUUUCUCUAUAGGCACAAACUAGAUGCAACACGUGGAUACACAAAUACAUCUAUCUACCAAAUAUUUAAAAAAAAACAUUCACCUGAAUCUGGGUUGCCCAGUUUUAAAUAAUACUCAGACUCAAUCAGUUCUUCAGGUUGGCUGGGGUUUGUGGCUGGCACAGAAUGGGCAUCAUUUAGAAAUCAAAUUGAAAUAGACAAUUAUAGGUUAUCACAGAGGAGUAUUACUGAUGAUUCUCAAAUUGUCACUGUAGCAGUGGAAACAACUUUGGUCUCCAACAGCUUUUCUGACCGUGGGAAAGACUCCUAUCUCAUAGCUUCUAGAAUAAUUUACAGACUUUGAGCUUUUAACCCCAACUUUUCUUCCUGACAACAUUAAUGAUUUAAAGUCUUGGAGCUACCAGUUUAUUUCUCUUAAAACAACUUUUGAUGGCAUUUAUGAAUACCCUUAGGGAGAUUUAAAGAUGCAUGUGGGAUGAGGCAGGACUUUUGACUUAAAGUAGUAUUUUAUUUUGGGAGCGAUUUUAAUUUUAGUUUCUGUUGUUUCUCAGACUACCCUUAAAAAUGUUUUUUUUUUUUUGGGAGGUCUAGUCUCUUCAUGACACACAAUAAGAAAAAGUGCCAUCUUAGGGGAGGGCAUUGUGGUAUAGUGGUUAAAUCACCACUUCUAUGGCCCAAGUCCUUGGGCCCCUGUACCUUCAUGGGAGACCUGGAAGAAGCUCCUGGCUUCGGAUCAGCGCACCUCCGGCUGUAGUGGCCAAUUGGGGAGUGAACCAUCAGAUGGAAGACCUCUCUCUCCCUCUCUCUGCCUCUCCUCUCUCUGUAACUCCGACUUUCAAAUAAAUAAAUAAAUCACCACUGUGAUGCUGGCAUUCCACACAGGAGUGCCAGUUCCAGUGCUAGCUGCUCAGUGUUUGAACCAGCUUCCUGCUAAUGCAUCUGAGAAGAGAGUGGAUGAUGGCUUAACGUGCUUGGGCCCCUGCCACCCAUGUGGGAGACCUGGGUGGUAUUCCUGGCUUCCUUCUGUGGCCUGGUUGAGUCUGGGUUGUUGCAGCCAUUUGAGGAGUGAACCAGUGGAUGAUGGAAGAUUUGUCUCUCUCUCUCUCUCACUCUGCUUCUCAAAUGAAUAAAUAAAUCUUUAACAAAAUACUGCCUCAGGGUAUAGAGAUUAUGAGUCAAGUCUACCAGUAAUUACUGUUUUAAAUAAGAUUAAGACCCAUGUAGGACUGAACUUUCAAGACAGAACAAAAUAAUUUAAUUUUUUAACACAAGUGCCACCUAGAUGGUAGAUGAUAAAGCAGAAACUUUUAGGAAAGCUGCUUACAAAAUGAUAGAACACAUCCAGGGAAAGUACUUCAACUGUGAUUCUCGGUCUUGAAACCAAUUAUGAUGACAGUAAGUUUUGGGUAGUUAUACCUUGGUUGUUUCUAGAACUUGGAAGUUAUUCCAAAUAGCAGGCUCUUUCUGGGCCUUGGCCGCAAAUUCCAUCUCGUAUUUUAACAGUCCUUUUCAACUUAGAUUGCAAAGCAUGGGCAGCAAGUUUUUGAAAACCAAGUAUAAUUUGGAACAUUUCCUUUUAUUCCUAGUGAUUUGGGAGUGCAACAGCUUGACUGUAUCUCUUUGAUUGCUGUAGUUUACUGUGACAACUCUUAACAUCAUGCUUAUUCUGACAGAACAUGUUCAGUUUCUCUUUGCCCCCAUAAAUCACAUCCUAAUUCUACCCUGGUAUUCCUGUCUUUUAAGGAGAAGUGAGUUUACCUUUGCCAGGGCAUGAUGCGUCUCACUUUAUCUUACCCAGCUGUGGAGAAUGGUGUUACAGUUAUUUGUAUGAUGUUAACAGCUUACAAGACAGGUGCCAUAAGCUGGUAAAUAAUUUUUAGAUGGGACAACUUUGCUAGGAGGAAUAGUUCAUCUCACAUAUGCAUGACACUGUUGGCUUUGAAAACGUGGCUGGAAGGAGGAAACUUCUGUAUGCAUGGACUGCCUCUGGAACACAAUGGUGAGAAUGGGGUUAUGGCUUGUUUCAUAUGCCUAGGUACCAGCAAAACAAAUGUAUUUUUUUUUUUGAGUUU